Messenger RNA from Elgaria multicarinata webbii, 3981 nucleotides. It is a transcript of the gene SPR, whose product is annotated as sepiapterin reductase. Bases 1 to 813 code for a protein of 270 amino acids. Gene Ontology annotation, molecular function: sepiapterin reductase (NADP+) activity. The transcript is spliced from 3 exons. Lineage: Eukaryota; Metazoa; Chordata; Lepidosauria; Squamata; Anguidae. The record is from RefSeq and is a predicted model, not a curated record. Gene Ontology annotation, biological process: tetrahydrobiopterin biosynthetic process.
AUGGCCGGGGCUGCGGAGGCGGCGGCGGCGGCGGGGCUGGGCCGGGCCCUGUGCAUCCUGACGGGCGCCUCGCGGGGCUUCGGCCGGAGCCUGGCCGGCGCGCUGGCCCCGCGGCUGGCGCCCGGCUCGGCGCUGCUGCUGGUGGCGCGCUCGGCGGCCGCGCUGGGCGAGCUGGAGGGCGAGCUGCGCGCCUCGUGCCCGGCGCUGCGCGUAACGGCCGUGCCCGCCGACCUGGCCUCGGACGAGGGGCUGCAGCGCGUGGUCCAGGCCGGCCGGGCGCUCGGCGGGGCGGGGGGGCGCCUCGAGCGGCUGCUGCUCAUCAACAACGCCGGAUCACUUGGUGAUGUUUCGAAAUCCUUCUUGGACUUCACCAGCCCAGCUGAAGUCAGCAACUACUUGGCCUUCAAUGUUGUCUCUGCACUGUGCCUGACUUCCUCCAUUCUGAAGGUUUUUCCUGCGCAGCCUGGCUUGUGCCGAAUGGUCAUCAACAUCUCCUCGCUCUGCGCCCUGAAACCCUUCAAGACCUGGACGCUCUACUGCACUGGGAAGGCGGCCCGGAAUAUGAUGUUCCAGGUUCUAGCAGCAGAAGAGCCGGAUGUCAGGGUGCUUAGCUAUGCGCCAGGCCCCCUGGACACCGAUAUGCAAGAAGUGGCGCGCACUAGAUCAGGGGACCCAGAGAUGAGGCAGAAGUUCCUUCACAUGAAACAGUGUGGGCAACUGCUAGACUGUGAUGUAUCGUCCCAAAAGCUGUUGAAUCUUCUCCUUGCAAACACGUUUGAAUCAGGGGCUCAUGUUGACUUCUAUGACAUCUGAGAAAUGCCAUUCUUCUCCCAGCACUAUCUUGGAUUUUAGGGUGACCCUAUGGAAAGGAGGACAGGGCUCCUGUAUCUUUAACAGUUGUAUUGAAAAGGCAUUUCAGCAGGUGUCAUUUGUAUAUAUGGGGAACCUGGUGAAAUUCCCUCUUCAUCAGAACAGUUAAAGUUGCAGGGGCCCUGCCCUCUUUUAAAUCUGGUCACUCUAGUAUAGCUCCUGCAGCUUUAACUGCUGUGAUGAAGAGGGGAUUUCACCAGGUUCCCCAUAUAUACAAAUGACACCUGCUAAAAUUCCCUUUUCUAUGCAACUGUUAAAGCUGCAGGAGCCCUGUCCUCCUUUUCAUAGGGUCACCCUUGGAUUUUUCUCCUUUGCAAGUAACCCUUCAUUGUUGCUCUCUACUGCCAGAAGUAUAGGAAUUGUUGCAUUCUAAUUUCUUCCUUCAUGCAAUGACUGCUGUACAGUCUUGUAUCUGCGGGUGUCAUGGAAGCAUUUGCAAAGUUCAAAACGAUUAUAUGAAGGGAAGGGAUUCAAGCAUGAGAAAGAGCCAUACAGAAUUGUAUUUUCUGUGCCCUUUAUUGCACGGGGAAAGAGUUUUGCUCCAUUCUGGGUAGGAGGUAGCAUGAGGAAUAAAGGCAUCUGGUGUAACUGUUCUGUAGUAGGCUUAAAGCAUUCUCAAAGAGAUUUUCCACACAGUAACCAGGUGGGGGAUGGUAAAGGAUUAUUGAUGGUGAAGGAGCUUGUGAGGGGCUCUCCGCCUCUUACACAGCACCCAUCAGCCCCAUCACUGCAUUGCCAGAGACCCCCACGCCCUUCCAGACAAGAGGCUCAUUGAGUCUGGCAGUGGUGGGACAGCUGCAAGCAGCUCUGGUCAGCACAGGCUUGAGGACUGCGUUUAUCACUUUGAUGACAGUCACCUGGAGGAGGGUGAAAGCAUUACUAGGAGGAAAAGCCAGCCAGUACUGGAUAAAAGAGGAGGAAAGGGGGGCAAGUGGGGGUGGGAGACAGAGAAGCGGGCGAGCGAGAGACAUACAGAGAGGCAACUCUGCAGGAGCCAGGGAGACCAGGCAAGAGAGGUGAACGGCUUUUUACAAGGGAAACGCCAACUGCUCCUCCUCUAUCUGGUCAACUUGUUGGGGAGAGAAGAGACCGUCUGUUCUUACUACAUUGCCCCUUUAAGGACCAGCUCCAAAAAGGCCUCAACUAACUUUACUACAGAGGACGGGAGAAGUCGGUGUCUCUUGGGAAGGUACUGGGAGGAGACAGCAGUGAAAGAUUUGGCAGCUGUGGGCACUGUUUCUCCGGGGGGUCGCUGGCGGAGACAAACUGGGGUGGGGUGGGGAUUACUUACCUGCCCGGUGUCAGUCUAUACCGAAAGAUGAAAGGGGAGAAAAUUCUCCUGGCGAAUCAUAGAAUCAUAGAAUAGCAGAGUUGGAAGGGGCCCACGAGGCCAUCGAGUCCAACCCCCUGCUCAAUGCAGGAAUCCAUCCUAAAGCAUCCCUGACAGGUGGUUGUCAGAAUGAGCUCUUCCCCAGUUGUUUCUGCUCUGUUUGAAUACUGCUAGUGCUGUAACUAGGAGAGUCUCUCUUACUAAACUUUUGAGUUAAAAGUCUCCCUCUAGCUGUUGUGUCUCUGAUGGAGUCAAUGGGCCAAGGAGCUUUUGAUGUGCCUUUACCACAAGACCUUCUCACAGAGUUCCAGGGAAUAUUCAGAAAGUUGGCAAUCAGGGGGUAACUUUAAUCUUUGAUACAUUUAUUCUGCAGGGCUCCAACGCCUGCAGGGCUCUAUUGCUGUGUCUUUUCAACCCUUGCAGUGAAUUAGGGGUGUUACUGGCCCAAUCCAUUUGAGCUAUCUCUGUAUCUAACAACUGCCACUCUUCAUGGUAAAGGCUAGAAUUCAGCCUCGCUAUGGAGAAAUGGAAGACAUGUGGUUGAUUGGUAUCCCUCUUCUGAAAUAGAAAACUGGUCCUGGUCCUGAGGAAAGGCUGUGGACCUUCUUACAUUUGGCACCUAACUUCUGAUUGGUGAGUGGUGGUCUAAUCACUUAUUCAUCCCAUUUGUGGUUGGAAGAUGGUGGUCUCAUCACUCAUUGGGGGCCCCACCUUUGACCAGAACAAGUGUAUAGAAAGCACAGGUAGCGAGGGCUGCAGGUCGCUUAACAUUUUGGCCUGAUUCGCCUCUGAUUUUCUUUGGACCAACAGACCUGAGGAUUUGGGUAACUAUUGAUCUUUUUAAGCUUUUAGAUUUUAGAACUUCUAAUAUUUUUCUGAAGUUAGAACUUAGAAUAGUUCCUGAAGUUAGAAUUCUUUCCAAGUCUUGGGUUUUCUCUUUCACUCAAACUUCUACUUUUAUUCUUCGCGUGCCUAGAGGUAAUUAGCAAUCCUUUAGCUUAGCUUUCAUAUUCAAAUAAUGUGCAGGGGGAGGUAAAGGGGGAGUUUAACAAUUAUGUUUAGUUUAUUUACUCUUAUAUAACCACCGCCAUUGCUUUUUUGCAAUUUUCUAAAAUAAAAAAAAAUGCUAUAUACAAUUAUGUCUGUGGUGAUGCUUAUCCAUUGGGAUUGGAUGUUUGUCUGUUUGGAUCAGUACUGGUUCCCCACCAGGGUGUUUCGGAUCCAUUUGGGUAGAUUCUGAAGUUGAACAGGACCAAAUUUACAUAUAGCUGGUGUCAUUGCUGGGUCUGUCUCUGCUGCCAAAGCACUUCCCUAGGCCAGAUAUCCAGGCAAAACACAAUGCCCAAAAGAGCUGUGGGAUAUUUUUUUCAAUGCUGUGCCCGUUAUUCCGUGUCCCGCACUCUGGGAGGAUCGAGAAGAGAUCCUGGCCCUCCUCUGUGUGACAACCUUUGAAGUAUUUGAAGAGUGCUCUCGUGUCUCCCCUCAAUCUUGUCUUCUCCAGGCUAAACAUGCCCAGUUCUUUCAGUCUCUCUUCAUAGGCCUUUGUUUCCAGACCCCCGAUCAUCUUGGUUGCCCUCCUCUGAACACGCUCCAGCUUGUCUGCGUCCUUCUUGAAUUGUGGAGCCCAGAACUGGAUGUAAUACUCUAGAUGAGGCCUAACCAGGGCCGAAUAGAGAAGAACCAGUACCUCACGUGAUUUGGAAGCUAUACUUCUAUUAAUGCAAUCUAAAAUAGCAUUUGCUUUUCUUGCAGCCAUAUCGCACUGUUGGCUCAUAUUCAGU